Ilyonectria robusta is the source of this 1613-nucleotide messenger RNA. Its product is annotated as terpenoid cyclases/protein prenyltransferase alpha-alpha toroid. Lineage: Eukaryota; Fungi; Ascomycota; Sordariomycetes; Hypocreales; Nectriaceae. Gene Ontology annotation, cellular component: CAAX-protein geranylgeranyltransferase complex. Gene Ontology annotation, molecular function: CAAX-protein geranylgeranyltransferase activity. The coding region runs from base 315 to 1565 and encodes 416 amino acids. The transcript has 4 exons. Gene Ontology annotation, biological process: protein geranylgeranylation. The record is from RefSeq and is a predicted model, not a curated record.
GUUCGCUCGCAUUGCGGGCAUCCAGUUUUCGCCAGCCUCCUCGCGAAUCAGCAGACGCAAAAGCCCAAAGCAUAAAAGACCCUUGUGGCUGGAAGCUCAAAGUGUGGCGUUGCGGGACGGGACCUGGCCUGUCUCCGUUUCUAGGCCGGGACUUACCUCUAGGACUGUCCCUCGAUUGACUUAAGGUGGUCAGCUUCAAUCAUCCUGUCCAACAUCAACUCAGCAACCCGAUUCCAGCUUUCAUUUUCACCAUCGUCCACUCAAUCGUUCUCAUUCACGAGUUUCCCUACGAGAGCAAAGCCCCGGUCGCUGCCAUGGCGAACGCCACAGACUCCAAAGACCCUCCCUCUCUCGACAAGCAGCGCCACAUCAAGUACUGGGAGCGAUGCCACAGCACCUUUCUCCCCUCACCCUACACAGCAUACGAUUCCACCCGCCUCACCUUCGCCUGCUUCACCAUCUCUGCCCUAGACCUCCUCUCCGUGCCGCUGACCCCGGCAGACCGGGCCGCCAUCCGUCGCUGGGUCCUCAGCUUGCAGCACCCGGACGGCGGCUUUUGCGGCAGCUCCACGCAUUCGUACGCCGGCCAGGACGCCCGCAAGGGCACCGCAAACUUGGCCGCGAGCUUCUUCGCCCUGAUCCUGCUGGGGCUUGCCGCCGACGGCGAGGACGAGGAGCGCGCGGCGUUUGCCGGCGUUGAUCGGGCAAAGCUGCUCCGGUGGAUUCGCACCCUGCAGAGGAAGGAUGGGAGCUUUGGCCAGAAUGUCUGGGAUGGAGAGACGGUCGGGGGGAGGGAUAUGCGGCAUAGCUACCUGGCUAGCUGUAUUCGCUGGAUGCUGAGGGGGGAUGUUCAGGAGGGUGAUGAGGCGUGGGUUGAGGAUGUGGAUGUUGAUGAAAUGGUGGCACAUGUCCGACGGGGACAGACCUAUGAUGGAGGAGUUGCAGAGUCUUCACAACACGAAUCUCACGCUGGAUACGCGUACUGCGCCAUCGGAGCACUCUCCCUCCUUGACCGUCCUCAAGACUCUACCCUCUCACCCCAAACCCAGAAGGCUCUAAAGGAAGGCGUUCCCAACCGUGAAGGCCUAUUCCAGUUCCUAGCCUCCCGGCAGUUCCGAUAUCUUGCAGAGGAGGAAGAGGAAGAUGAAGUGGAAGAAAACUUCAUCGAGUCGGAAAUUGGGGAGACAGAGCUCGGCCAUGUGGGGUUCAAUGGGCGCUGGAACAAAAAGGCCGAUACGUGCUACUGCUGGUGGGUGGGCGGAACGCUUGAGAUGCUCGGAAACUCUUCCGUCAUCAAUGCCCCGCCAUCUCGGCGAUACAUCCUCGACAUCACGCAGCACCGCAUUGGAGGCUUCUCCAAGGCCGUGGGCGGGCCGCCAGACAUGUACCACUCGUACCUCGGACUAGCCGCACUGGCUACGAUGGGUGAUAGCGACCUGAAGGAAUUCGAUGUCGGCCUAUGCUGCAGCAAAGAAACAACACGCAAGAUUGAACGAGCAAGAGCUGGCUUGUUGGAUAGUAUACGGGGUGAGAGGAGGGGGUGGGAGGGCGAUGGGUUCUGGUAAAGAGUUUUGGUAUGAACUCCCAAACCAUGGUGGAAUUGGAUCAUUCGG